Molecule: messenger RNA, 3912 nt
Organism: Glycine soja
Lineage: Eukaryota; Viridiplantae; Streptophyta; Magnoliopsida; Fabales; Fabaceae
Exons: 14
Coding region: 860-3163 (767 amino acids)
Source: RefSeq, a predicted model, not a curated record
UUUAAAAACCAAUCUUAAUCCACAGAUUGAGAGGUAUACAUGAGACUAUACUCCAGAUAAACAUUCCAUAACCAAAAUAACCGAAAGAUAUAGCAUUUUAGUGGUUCAGCCAUUUUAGCAAACAUGUAUCAAGCAGGAACAAGAAAAAAAGGAAACAACACAGAAAACCAAAACUUUAAAAAUCAACACCAAUGUAACUCAGAUCAAGAUAUUAAUAAUAAAAGAAACUCUUGGCUCAUAAAACAUACAUUAGUCUUAAGAAAUUCAAUACUUUGUAUUCUCUGAAUUAGUCUAUUAGUCUCUUCUCUUGGUGCCUCUUAGUCUACCUUUUUUGUCCUAUGAUGUGUCUCUGCAAAAUGAUAGUGUGUGAUAGUAGAAGAAUAACAUGUGUUUUGCUUAUUUUUAUUGUGUCCUUCUUUUGUUGGUAAAGUAUGUUUUUCCUCCCUUGUUUUAUUUUUAUUUCCAUUUUAAUUCUCUAAAUAAUACUUUUUGCUAUUUUUAGCCCAUUAUCAAAUGUUUCACAUUGUUUUUAGUCUAUAACGUUAAUGGUAUAUCUUUGUAUUUUUUAAACAUAUUUUUUUAGUACUUACAAAAUAGUAUAUGAAAUGAAUACUAGUGAUAAGGUUUAGAAUGCGUAAUUGAGAGUGAGAUCCUUAUCUUCUAAGUUGACAAUUAAUUUCGUUACAUUUUUUCAGAGGAAGUUAUAUCGAUUGGAAGAGUUACUCAAGAAGUUUUUGAACGUAUUGCUGCCACAAGCAUAAGGACUGAACCAGCUUUUGAAUCUAUUGCUGCCACAACCACAAGGCUGAAUCAGGCACCAAAGAAUCACCAAAGAACUCCUUUCAUUAUUUGCAGGAUCAUGGCCACAGAUCCGACGUCUCCUCCGCAGUCCGAUGGUCAAUCAGAGGCGACUUCCAAGAGGAGUAGAACAACGACACGGCUGAGAACAUUGACAUUAAGAACCGUGGAUCAGCCCAGACCGGCUGUUUAUGUGGAUCCCGCUACCGGGAGAGCAUCCGGACCGAUGCGUGAAAAGUUCCACAGCUACCUAGGCGUAGUGGCGCGAGAAAAGGUUCCCAUUAUCCACAAUAAUUGGAAAGACGUACCUGAAACGCUAAAGGAGAUUGUGUGGAAUGACAUUCUAGCAAAGUUUGAUAUCGCAGAAGCUACGAAGGUGAAGACGAAGGUUAUGUCAACAGUAGCGACGAGAUGGCGGCAAUUUAAGUCCACAUUGACUAGCAAAUUUGUGUUUGCUAAGACUGAAGGUCAACAAACACAGGAUGUUGUGACAAAAUAUGGACUAGAUCCUGAAGCGUGGAAACAAUUUGAAGAAACCCGCCUGACACCUAACUGGGAGGGUAUUAGGAAACGAGCACAAUCAAUUCAAAAACACAACGACUGCCCUCACGUACUUUCACGUGGGGGAUAUGAUUUGCUUGAGAAGAAAUUGUUAGACCAGAAACGAAAAAGGAUACAAGAGGAAGCAUUGUUGAGUGAAAAUCCAGCAAGUGUUGAUGAACCCCCAUCCCCAAUAAAAAGGCAUGUUAAGUGGAAGGUUGCUCGGACCAGGGCUGUUGGCAAUAUGACAUCUGACUCUGCACAGGAAAUUGCAGAUAAAAUAGACUCCUUAGAAGAGCAGGUAACGCAGGGUUCGUUUGUACCCCAUGGUCGGCAAGACAUACUGAACACUGCCAUUGGACGACCUGACCAUGGGGGUCGCGUUCGGGCAGCAGGCUCAGGUGUCACUAUUACUCAGUACUACGGAAGGGCAUCAAGGACAUGCAGCAGCUCGUCCACGUCCAUCAGCCAACAACAACUAGAUGAAGUUGUUGCAAGGCUUAGGGAAGACAUGACUGGCCAGAUUAGGGAAGAAUUGAGGAGUCAAAUUAAGGAAGAAUUGAGGACUCAGCUAGAAGAGGAAAAUAAAAGGACCUUGGAAAUAAUGACCAAUGCAUUGAAAGAGGCUAUUAAAAAAGAGUUGUCAAAUAAAGGAUCCCAAGAGGCACUCCAAAUUCAGCCGGACAUACAACAACUAGGUGCGCGUGUCAGCACACAGGGAAGUAAUGCUGUUACCAAUGCGCAGGCUUCACAAGAACAGGAUGCUGAUGCCAUACCAUUGAUGGGACUGUUUGUGCAGCGUAACGAUGGUACACAAAGGUUGGUGGCCAUGGGGAAAAUAAUGGAGGGGGAUUCAAUCAUACACACAGUGGCAUAUGCAGAUGAUGUUGUCAGGGUAAGUGUAGAAACAGUUAUUGAUCCUGAGGCUGAGGUCCCCUAUGCCACCUCAGAAAUACAAUAUGUGAAGCAGACCGUCAAUACAUUUGUAGCUUGGCCCACACACCUUGUGAAAGUUGUAUUAGAUGAGCAUCCACAACGUAUUCCACACAACGAGGAUGCACAUGUGCCGAAGCCGGCUAAUGUGAACGCAGAUGAUCCGUUGCGUGAAUUGAUGAAGUACAGUUUCGAUCUUUACGACAAGCCACUUCAAAUCACCUUUGAUGGGAGAUUUCUUGGAAUUGAAGAUGCAUCUACAUCGAUAUUCAUCACAUAUUCAGAUGUUAUUGAAAUAAUAGCAGGAGACAAAAGUCUGAACAUAUCUGUCAUACAAUUAUGGUUAAUGUAUAUUCAUGAGUGGAGUCAGAUAUUCAGUCAAGGUUUCAUGUAUGCAUUCCUUGAGCCACAGUCGUUGGUUUGUUCAAAGGAUAGACGCAGCGAAUGCGAACAAUAUCUUGAAAGAUGGCUUAAGGAAUCUGACCGAGAGGUGUACAUUGGACCUUACUUCCAUCAGGAACAUUGGCAACUCAUAAUUUUGUGUCCUAGGCAACAUGUUGUUGUUUGGUUCUGUUCUUUGCGUAGGAAACCUGAUAUGCAUAUCAAAGCUACAAUUAAUAGUGUAAUGACAAAAUUGAAGAAGACCUUGUCUCCUGAAACUAAGGCAGUUGCACCAAAGUGGAUUGAAGUAAAGAGUCACGUUCAAACCGGCUGUUAUGAAUGUGGAUAUUACAUAAUGCAUUGGAUCUGGAACAUCAUAGCCAGCGACAUAAAGAGUGAUUGGUCCAUGUGGUUUGCUAAUGACACACCGUUGGACAUCGGCAUCAUCACCACAAUUCGAAAGAAAUGGGCAACAUUUUUUUUAAAGACAGCAAUAAGUCAAAACGGCUAAUGAUGGCGUUGGAGUAUUUUUUUCCCUGUAUUUGAGACAAUUGUUAUGUUAUUUGACACAGCGGCUAUUUUAUUUUCGGUCAUGCUACUAAUAUUCUAUUCUUAGUAUUAUCUUCUCAAUUUCAUAUAAUUGUAGUAAUAUAUUGUCUUUACCCCCUUCUACUGCAUUGCAUCUGCAUUUGAUUACCACAGCAACAAUUUAGUGCAGCUAUAGUACCACCAAGCUUGCCACUGCAGCAGUUAAGUGAACAAAUGAAGUGUCCACAGUCAUUGGAUGGUUGCUUGGUAGAGGUACAUGCUAAUAACUAAUAAGAUUUCCUGUGCAGGGUAUCAUUGUUUUUGCAUGACUGAUGGCUACCUUGGGGCUGGAGAUUUUGGUUGAAUCUGCCUCAAGUGUUAUUUUGAAGAUGAUAUUAUCAUUUGACCUUGCUUUUGCUUGGAUUCCGCUCCUAAAGUUCAGUAGCAGCAAAGUGACUAGCAGCACAAGCAUUGAAGAGGUGUGUUUCCUCCUUGUUUGUGGAUUCAUGAACUAUAACUUAAUACAUGAAACUGAAAAAUGUUCUAGUUAUAAAAUUUGAUUAGCUAGGCUUACAUGAAUUGUUGAAUUGAUCAGCUAGGCAUACAUUAUAUCAACUGUUAGUGUCAUUUUUUCAGUCUAAUAAUAUUUUGGUUGAUAUUAUCAUUAUUAUGAUUAAAGAGAUUGCAGGGAUUCCAAGGGAAGGGGACCAGGGGAUGAAAAAUAUGAUUAAA